Messenger RNA from Xenopus tropicalis (tropical clawed frog), 2441 nucleotides. NCBI's taxonomy places the organism in Eukaryota, Metazoa, Chordata, Amphibia, Anura, Pipidae. The record is from RefSeq.
GGUGACUGAGAGAUGAGUUCCCUGUUAUACCGCGGCGGCUGCAGCUGCCUGAGCUGGGCAGGGAGAAGGGCCCGGGUGGUUGCUGCCUGCAGAUGGAAGGGAGGCCGGGCAGCGGAGCCUCUGAACAAACCUCUCAAGCAAUGGACUUUGAUAGUCAGCCCCCAAAGCCGCCUUUGUGUAGAGCUGCCCUGCAGUGUGAGGGUGAGCUCCCAGGACCCCUUCGCCUAUCCACACGCAGACCGGGUUUUCGUUACGGUUAGUGGGGUGGACCGUAAUGUGCACCGGGGUCUGGAUCUGGACAACAUUGAAGUGAAGUACGAGGAGAGCUCCCGGCAGGUGGUCAUCCACUCGCGGGACAUUGACAGCCACACCUGCGUGGAGGUCACUACGCCAGUCCGCUUUGAUGUGAAUAUCAAGACAUCAGGGACUGGUUCUGUUAAUAUUAAAAAAAUUGAAUGUGACAACUGCCACAUAGAAACCGAGAAAGGGGACAGUGUUCUGCAGUCAGUCAAGAGCCACGCAGUUAACAUACGCACAGAUGGAGGCAAAGUGAGCUGCUUGGGGACAGUCUAUGGAAAUGUGAAUAUUUAUGCUGCAGCACAAAGUGUAAGCAAGAAUGGAAGAUGCCUUUUCUGAGAGUGUUAAGAUUGAAAAAUUACAGGGAACAUCUAUAAACAUAUGCACUGAAGAUGGAACAUUGAAAGCCAAGUACCUAUAUACUGAAUCGUCCUCCAUAUCUUCGGCUUCUGGGGACAUCCGGCUCGGAAGUGUGCAUGGUGAUGUCAAUCUACACAGCCAACAUGGAAGUGUUACAGUAGGCUCUCUGGAUGGCAGUCUGUCUGCAUCUACUUGUGAUGGCGCUAUGGAUAUUUAUGUGAGCCAAGUGGGACAAGUUCAUCUGAAAUCUGAGGAAGGGUGCAUUACAGUGAGAGUACCCGAGAAGCUUCCAACGUCGCUACAGCUGGCUGGAACCACGGUUGAUGUGAGCCCAGACAUUCAGCUGAAUGAAAUCCAAACUACUUCCAAAGAGGGCCAGGUGACUCUAACAGCCUCCAUAAAUGCAGCCAAUGGAAGGGAGAGGUGGAUUAAAGCAGAAAGCAAAAGAGGAACAGUUUCCCUAAAGACUCAAAACUGGCUCCAAUCUCUAAAGUUUCACACAACCUGAACAUGUAUGCACUGACCUGAUGGAAAAUUCAGUGUCAAUCCGGCUUUUGGCUUUGCUACUUCAAAUGGCUGUAAGGUUUUCUAUAGCAGUGGAUCACUUUCCCUAUUACAGAUUUGCAUGUUGGCAGGUUUAAUCAGGAAAUGAUCUACCACACAGUUCUGUUUUUGCCAUUUAAGGCUUCUUGUGCUUAAAGAGGACAUUUUCUGUUUCUUUGAAAAGCUGAGGAAUGAUAAGAUAAAAGCCAUGCUUUAUUGUAUGUAUAACUGUAUAGUGUGGUGGGUAGAACACCAUUACACAUAGCAUUGCAUCAUAUUAUGUUAGCUUAUGCACUGUGCCUUCUGUACUACAUGGUCCCGAUCUACACAGCCAUGUCAAGGUUUUUUUAAUAGAAAUUUAGCCAUGUUGGCUUCUAUUCAGGGAUCUGCUAGAGGAAAAAAAAAAACAGUAGUUGUAGGUUUUUAAUCCAACAGGUUUUACAGCUUGAAUAUAUACACGUACAGACUUUGUCUAUUUUAAUUCCAAGUGAUAAUACAGGUAAUAGAAUAUCUUGUAUGUACACAAUGCUGUGUUCUAAUGCAAUAUUGUGCGUUAAGGACAAUCUUCUGCGUGGGUAGCCUGUUAUGUAUGCCAAUUCUUUUAAGAAAACACAAUUAUUCAUUGACGUUAUAAACUAGAAUAUUUUUUCUAAGGAUACAAUUCCUGUUUGUUCCAAGUUGGGUACAUAGUCAGUAACACUAAUGUAGGGAUUGUUCAAGGUGACUAGACAAAGUCCUGUAUGAUGGCCACUGUAGUUAGCAAUAGACGAAUCAUAUUGUGGUGUUUACUUACAAUUUUAUACACAAAACUACAAAACUUUUCUUUAAAUUUUAUGAUUAGCAGAAACUUUACAGUUGGCCAGAAAUUAAGCAUGGCACUGGCAAUGAGAGGGUUUUGUUAAAAGGGGACUUUCUAAAUAAAUUCAAUUAAAAUUCUGUUACUUUUUAGUAUCCCCCUCUCAGCAAUCUGUCUCUCUUACUUCUUUCGUCAUGCAGGAGUUGGAGUCAGGGUUUCUCAUUGCCUAGACAGUGUAUUAGCAUUAGAGCUUACUGGCUUUCAGCUAUCUGUCAUUUCAAAUCUGAUUCACUCCUGGGUGUAGAGAGACAGAUGCUGGUCGGAGGAUACUAAAGAGUACCUAGAUUAUUUCAAAAUCAGUACAGCAUGUUAACGGAUGUUAAUUAGAAAGUUUCUUAUUUUUAUGAGAAGCUUAUAUUAAACUUUUAUCACCAUUUUUUUCCCA